GGCGCUGGAAGCGGCAGCGGUAGCAGUAGCAGACGUCGUGGUGGUCGGGGCACGCGGGGCCUGCGCUGGGCAGCGGGGAGCCCGCCGGCACGGGGCGCGCAGUUCAUGAUCAGCCACAGUGUCCCUUCUGUGUGCUGUUGUUGCACGAAGGGGGCUGUGGCACUCUGCUGAAGAAAGAUGGCUUUCUGGACACAGCUGGGGUUGCUGCUAUGGAAGAACUUCACUUACCGGAGAAGGCAAACUUUUCAGCUGCUGAUUGAAGUUGCCUGGCCUCUCUUUAUCUUCUUUAUACUGAUCUCCGUAAGACUUUCAUAUCCGCCCUAUGAGCAACAUGAAUGUCACUUUCCAAAUAAGGCCAUGCCUUCAGCAGGAACCUUGCCUUGGGUCCAGGGGAUUAUUUGUAAUGCUAACAACCCUUGCUUCCGCUACCCAACUCCUGGGGAAUCCCCUGGUGUUGUCAGAAACUUUAACCGGUCCAUUGUUUCCCGCUUGUUCUCUGACGCCAAGAGGUUGCUGUUGUACAGCCAGCAGGACAGCAGCAUAAAGGAUGUUCAGCAGUUCCUGGGAAAAGUUCGGAAGCUUGGAAAGUCUGGCUCAGGGUUGAAACUCCAUGAUUUUCUGGUUGACAAUGAGACGUUCUCAGACUUCCUCCAUCAAAAUAUGUCCCUGCCACCAUUUGCUGUGGAUGAGAUACUGGAUGCUGAGGUCAACCUCCAGCGGGUCAUUAUGUCUGGCUACCAAAUGCGGUUGAAAGAUCUAUGCAAUGCAUCAAAGCUGUCUGAUUUCGUCAUGAUCCACAAUCAGACAGUAGCAGCGGUCAGCGAAGGCUUCAUUUGCAACCUGCCUAAGGAAAAGCUCCACGCAGCAGACCUAGCUUUUCAUGCUAAUAUAGACCUUUUGAAGCCUCUGCUGAAAAGAAUUUCUCUAGAGUCCUCCUUGCAGGACCUUUCAGAUGCCACGGACACUUUGAUAGAGAGUCUCGGGAAGCUUGUUAAAGAGCUGCUGAGCAUGAAGAGCUGGAGUGACAUGAGGCAGGAGGUGAUGUUCCUGACCAAUGUGAACGCUUCAAGCUCCUCUGCCCAGAUCUACCAGGCUGUGUCGAGGAUUGUGUGUGGCCAUCCUGAGGGGGGAGGGCUGAAGAUCAAGUCUCUCAACUGGUAUGAGGACAACAAUUACAAAGCCCUGUUUGGAGGCAACAGCACUGAAGAUGAUGUAGCUAGCUUCUAUGAUAAUUCUACAACUCCCUAUUGUAAUGAGCUGAUGAAGAACCUGGAGUCCAGUCCACUUUCCCGAAUUAUCUGGAGGGCUCUGAAACCUUUGCUGAUUGGGAAGGUCUUGUACACUCCUGACACUCCAGCCACAAGGCAGGUCAUGUCUGAGGUGAACAAGACAUUCCAGGAACUGGGUGUGUUCCGUGACCUUGGAGGCAUGUGGGAUGAGAUAGGCCCCAAGAUUUGGACGUUCAUGGAAAGCAGCCAGGAGAUGGAUCUGAUCCGGACGCUGCUGAAGAGUAGAGGCCUCUGGGACAUGCACUUGCAUGGCACCAAUUGGACAGUUGAAGACAUUUCCCUCUUCUUGGCGAAGAGACCUGAGGACAUUCAGCUGGUGAAUGGCUCAACCUACACCUGGAUGGAUGCCUUCAACGAGACUGACCGGGCUGUCCAGACGAUAUCCCGCUUCAUGGAGUGUGUUAAUCUGGACAAACUGGAACCUAUAGCCACAGAAGUGCGGCUGAUAAAUAAGUCUAUGGAGCUGCUGGACGAGAGGAAAUUCUGGGCUGGUAUUGUCUUCAAUGAAAUUGCUCCAGACAGCACAGAGCUGCCACCACAUGUCAAGUACAAGAUACGGAUGGACAUAGACAAUGUAGAAAGGACCAACAAGAUUAAGGAUGGGUACUGGGACCCUGGUCCCCGCGCUGACCCCUUUGAAGACAUGCGCUAUGUCUGGGGAGGUUUUGCCUACCUGCAGGAUGUAGUGGAGCAGGCAAUCAUCAGGGUGCAGACGGGCACAGAGAAGAAGACCGGUGUCUAUGUGCAGCAGAUGCCCUACCCAUGUUACGUGGAUGAUAUCUUCCUGCGUGUUAUGAGCCGCUCAAUGCCUCUCUUCAUGACCCUGGCGUGGAUCUACUCAGUGGCUGUGAUCAUCAAGGGGAUUGUGUAUGAGAAGGAGGCCCGCCUGAAAGAGACCAUGAGGAUCAUGGGUCUGGACAAUGGCAUCCUCUGGCUCAGUUGGUUCAUUAGCAGUCUCAUCCCCCUCCUCAUGAGCGCUGGGCUUCUGGUGCUGAUCUUGAAGGUGGGAAACCUUCUGCCGUACAGUGACCCCAGCGUGGUGUUCGUCUUCCUCUCGCUCUUUGCUGUGGUGACCAUCUUGCAGUGCUUCCUCAUCAGCACUAUAUUCUCCCGGGCCAAUCUCGCAGCAGCCUGCGGUGGAAUCAUCUACUUCACCCUCUACCUGCCCUAUGUGCUGUGUGUCGCCUGGCAGGACUACGUGAACUUCUCUCUCAAAAUCUUUGCUAGUUUGCUGUCCCCAGUAGCCUUUGGGUUUGGCUGCGAGUACUUUGCAUUGUUUGAGGAGCAGGGAGUUGGCAUCCAGUGGGACAACUUCUUCAGAAGCCCCCUGGAAGAAGAUAGCUUCAGCCUCACCACCUCUGCUGCCAUGAUGCUUUUUGACACAUUCCUUUAUGUGGUUAUGACUUGGUACAUUGAGUCUGUCUUCCCAGGCCAGUAUGGAAUUCCCAGGCCCUGGUAUUUCCCCUUCACAAAGUCCUAUUGGUUUGGUGAAGAAUCGGAGAAGAGGCAGUACCCCCAUUCUGAUCAGAAGGGCCCUUCAGAGGUUUGCAUGGAGGAAGAACCCACUCAUCUCCAACUUGGGGUGUCUAUUCAGAACCUGGUGAAGGUUUAUCGUGAUGGCAAGAAAGUGGCUGUAGAUGGGCUCACCCUGAAUUUCUAUGAAGGGCAAAUCUCCUCUUUCCUAGGACAUAAUGGAGCCGGGAAAACUACCACUAUGUCUAUCUUGACUGGCUUAUUUCCUCCGACUUCAGGCACAGCCUUCAUCUUGGGCAAAGAUAUCCGCUCUGAGCUCAGCACCAUCAGGCAGAACCUGGGUGUCUGUCCCCAGCACAACGUGCUGUUUGACUUACUGACGGUAGAAGAGCACAUCUGGUUCUAUGCACGCCUGAAAGGCCUGACAGAAAAGGAGGUGAAAGAGGAGAUGGAACAGAUGGCGAUGGACGUUGGUUUGCCUCACAAACUCAAGGCCAAGACAAGCAAACUCUCCGGUGGCAUGCAGAGGAAGCUGUCGGUAGCCCUGGCCUUUGUAGGUGGCUCAAAGGUUGUCAUUCUAGAUGAGCCAACAGCUGGUGUUGACCCAUACUCUCGCAGGGGCAUAUGGGAACUGCUGCUGAAAUAUCGACAAGGCCGCACAAUCAUUCUCUCCACACACCACAUGGAUGAAGCAGACAUCCUUGGAGACCGCAUUGCCAUCAUUUCUCAUGGCAAACUGUGCUGUGUUGGCUCUUCUCUGUUCCUAAAGAACCAGCUGGGAACAGGCUAUUAUCUCACCCUGGUCAAGAAGGAUGUGGACUCUUCACUGAGCUCCUGUAGAAACAGCAGCAGCACUGUGUCUUACCUGAAAAAGGAUGACAGCGUGUCCCAAAGCAGCUCUGAUGCUGGGCUUGGCAGCGACCAUGAGAGUGACACCCUGACAAUCGAUGUGUCUGCUAUUUCCAACCUCAUUAUGAAACACGUUCCUGAGGCCAGGCUGGUGGAGGACAUUGGCCAUGAACUUACUUAUGUCUUGCCGUAUGAAGCUGCUAGAGAGGGAGCCUUUGUAGAGCUGUUCCAUGAGAUUGAUGACCGCCUCUCUGACCUGGGUAUUUCAAGUUACGGCAUCUCUGAAACUACUUUGGAGGAGAUCUUUCUCAAAGUGGCUGAUGACAGUGGGGUGGAUGCAGAGACAUCAGAUGGUACAUUACCUGCAAGAAGGAAUAGGCGGGUCUUUGGAGACAGACAGAGCUGCCUUCGUCCUUUCACAGAAGACGAUGCUUUUGACCCCAAUGAUUCAGACAUAGACCCAGAAUCCAGAGAGACAGACCUGCUCAGUGGGAUGGAUGGCAAAGGCUCCUACCAGAUGAAAGGCUGGAAGCUCACCCAGCAACAGUUUGUUGCUCUGCUGUGGAAGAGGCUGCUCAUCGCCAAGCGCAGCCGGAAGGGCUUCUUCGCCCAGAUUGUGUUGCCAGCUGUCUUUGUGUGCAUUGCCCUCAUGUUCAGCCUGAUUGUCCCUCCCUUUGGCAAAUACCCCAGCCUGGAGCUGCAGCCAUGGAUGUAUGAUGAGCAGUACACCUUUAUCAGUAACGAUGCCCCAGAGGAUGCAGGCAUGCAGAAGCUUUUGGAUGCUCUUAUCAAUGAGCCUGGCUUUGGAACUCGCUGCAUGCAAGGACAAUCCAUUCUAGACACUCCUUGCAUCGUUGGGCAGAAGGAGUGGACCACAGCUUCAGUCCCUGAUGCAGUCAGGGACAUUCUUCUGAAUGGCAACUGGAGCAUGGAGAAUCCCUCCCCAUCCUGUGAGUGCAGCAAUGAGAAAAUCAAGAAGAUGUUGCCUGUGUGCCCUCCCGGUGCAGGGGGACUCCCUCCUCCACAGAGGGAGCAAAACACUGCUGACAUCCUACAGAACCUGACAGGCCGGAACAUAUCGGACUAUCUGGUGAAGACGUACGCACAAAUCAUUGGGAAAAGCUUGAAGAAUAAGAUUUGGGUGAAUGAAUUCAGGUAUGGAGGAUUUUCUCUGGGUGCCAGUAGCUCCCUUGUGCUUCCUCCAAGCCAUGAAGUCAACGAUGCCAUCAGGCAGGUGAAGAAGAUCUUGGAGCUUGCCAAGGGGGGAUCUGGAGAUCGGUUUCUGAAUAGCUUGGCAAGCUUCAUGAAAGGACUGGACACAAAAAACAAUGUCAAGGUGUGGUUCAACAACAAGGGCUGGCAUGCCAUCGGCUCCUUCCUGAAUGUGAUCAACAAUGCCAUCCUUAGGGCCAACCUCCGGAGGGGCAAGAACCCCAACGCUUACGGCAUCACCGCCUACAACCACCCACUGAACCUCACAAAGCAGCAGCUCUCUGAAGUGGCACUGAUGACCACAUCAGUGGAUGUUUUAGUCUCCAUCUGCGUGAUCUUCGCCAUGUCCUUUGUCCCUGCCAGCUUUGUAGUUUUCCUGAUCCAGGAGCGUGUCAGCAAAGCCAAGCACCUGCAGUUCAUCAGUGGGGUGAAGCCAUUGAUCUACUGGCUGGCAAACUUUGUCUGGGACAUGUGCAACUAUGUGGUUCCUGCCACACUGGUCAUCAUCAUCUUCAUCUGCUUCCAGCAGAAGUCCUAUGUCUCCUCUUCCAACCUGCCCGUGCUGGCCCUUCUGCUCUUCCUCUAUGGGUGGUCCAUCACACCACUGAUGUACCCUGCCUCCUUCGUGUUCAAGAUCCCCAGCACUGCCUACGUAGUGCUGACCAGCGUGAACCUUUUCAUUGGCAUCAAUGGCAGUGUGGCCACUUUUGUACUCGAGCUUUUCACCAAUAAUAAGCUGAACAACAUCAAUGACAUCCUCAAGUCUGUCUUCCUCAUCUUCCCCCACUUCUGUCUGGGUCGGGGCCUCAUUGACAUGGUGAAAAACCAGGCCAUGGCAGAUGCUUUAGAAAGGUUUGGUGAAAAUCGCUUUGUGUCCCCUCUGUCCUGGGAUCUGGUGGGACGCAACCUCUUUGCCAUGGCUGUGGAAGGUGUGGUCUUCUUCCUCAUCACUGUGCUCAUACAGUACAGGUUCUUCAUCAAGCCAAGGCCGGUUGAAGCCAAGCUUCCCCCUCUGAACGAUGAGGAUGAGGAUGUGACCAGGGAGAGGCAGAGGAUAAUUAGUGGUGGAGGACAGAGUGACAUCCUCGAAAUCAAGGAGCUGACCAAGAUUUAUAGAAUGAAGCGAAAACCAGCAGUGGACAGGAUCUGUGUUGGCAUCCCCCCUGGAGAGUGCUUUGGGCUCCUGGGAGUGAACGGUGCUGGCAAGUCAUCAACUUUCAAGAUGCUAACUGGAGACACGGAUGUGACGGGGGGAGAAGCUUUUCUCAAGGGAAACAGCAUCCUGUCUAAAAUCCAGGAAGUCCAUCAGAACAUGGGCUACUGCCCUCAGUUUGAUGCUAUUAGCGAGCUGCUGACAGGAAGAGAGCAUCUGGAGUUAUUUGCACUCUUAAGAGGCAUUCCGGAGAAAGAAGUUUGCAAGGUCGGGGACUGGGCAGUUCGUAAACUUGGUCUUGUAAAAUAUGGAGAAAAAUAUGCUGGGAAUUACAGUGGAGGGAACCGGCGCAAGCUGUCUACAGCCAUUGCCCUGAUUGGAGGGCCUCCAGUGGUAUUCCUGGAUGAGCCAACCACAGGAAUGGAUCCCAAAGCACGACGCUUCCUUUGGAACUGUGCUCUGAGUGUCAUCAAGGAGGGCAGAUCAGUGGUGCUGACAUCUCACAGCAUGGAAGAAUGUGAAGCCCUGUGUACUCGAAUGGCAAUAAUGGUCAAUGGGCGGUUCAGGUGUCUGGGAAGCGUCCAGCAUCUGAAGAACAGGUUUGGAGAUGGCUACACCAUCAUCGUGCGGAUAGCGGGAGCAAACCCCGACCUGACGCCUGUGCAGGACUUCUUCGGGCUUGCGUUCCCAGGCAGCGUUCUGAAGGAGAAGCAUCGAAACAUGCUUCAGUACCAGCUCCCAUCCUCGCCAUCCUCCCUGGCCAGGAUAUUCAGUGUCUUGUCUCAGAACAAGAAGAGACUCCACAUAGAAGACUACUCCGUUUCUCAGACUACACUUGACCAAGUAUUUGUAAACUUUGCCAAGGACCAAAGUGACGAUGACCACACAAAGGACUUGUCAUUGCACAAACACCAGACUGUUGUGGAUGUUGCAAAGCUAAAUUCCUUUCUGCAAGAUGAGAAGGUGAAAGAAAGUUGUGUGUGAGCCACUGUGUCUGCACGGACCAGACAAGCAAAAGAGAAAAGCAGCCUUCCUUUGCAUGGGAUAGGAUAUUCCCAAGGGGAAACGCAGGAGGAAAGAAACAAACUGGACACUCUACUGAUAACCAUUCAAUGCAAUGCAAUUCAAUGCAAUGAAAACAAAAAUUCCAUUACAGAGGCAGUGCCUCCCAGAGUCGUUGCCUUGUUGUACUGUUCUCAAGUGAAAGACUUGAAUCUUGUUUAUUACAGCCUAACUCUGUGAAACUGUAGUAUGGCACCCACUGGAGGCUGUGGGCUUUCAACCAUACUGUUUUGUUCUUACCCAUCUUUUUAAUUUUUUUUACUAGGGUUGCAACCAUAGCUCAUUGAGGAAUCAUGGCCAGUGAUUAUUUAUUGAUAUAUUUUUGGCAUGCACAUUUACUCUUUCAAUCCUUUUUCAUGUCAGGAGUGUAAAUUCCGUGGUGCUGCAUCCAUUGCUGGCAAUGAAUGCACCAAAACAGCCAGUGACCAGAAGUCACCAAACGCCCCAGUGCCAUGGCCUUAUUUUGUGAAAAACACAUCUAAUUAGCUCCUCUUUCAAGGCUUGUGUUGGUCAAUCAGUGAUAAUCAUAGGCUGCAAAGCAAUACUGUACUUAGAUGGUAGACGUGGAUUCACUAGCCCAUCCCUCGCCAUCUGCUGCAGUGGAUGGCAGCUCACAAAACUCCAACCUUUGCAAAAGGUAAGGGACUGUCCCACCAGCAUUGUGACUAAUCACCUACUUCUUACCUGGGGUUUUAUGUAAACAAGUGCUUUCCCAUUCCUUUUUAAGGUACUGCAGCAGCUCCAUGAGCACCUGGUGGAGAGCAGUGGGUGAGAAGCAAAACUAGGGACUAGACCACAGCCACAGUCUCACUGGCUGCAUAUGCUGCUAGUGCCAUGAGCAAAUUGCCUAUUGUUCUGAUGUGCACUAUCUGCUCUUUCAUGCCUGCUUGGUAUCAGAAAGGUACCCAGCAUCUAAAGUUGUUAUUGCUUAGCAAAAAUGUGUUGCCAAUUCUGGCUUUGCCAAACCAGUUAAACCAGAACCAGAAGAGAUGUAGAUUUUUUUUAAACAGUAUUAUUUAUGACCGUAAAUAGGUAGCAAGAUUAAGGUAUGAAAAUGCUUCCAUCUGAUCUGUGUAGCCAUAGUGUAGUUUGUUACAUUAUGCCUGCAUCACUGUAUUUAUGCUUUGUCUCUUUUCAGUGCUAGUUUUGUUAUAGAUAUGUAAUGAGAUCUGUGCAAGUUCCAGGUUUUGUGUUCUAGCAGUUACUGUGAUCCCUGGGCUCAGUUACUAUAAGUUCACCUCAGAUUUUCCUAUGUGGAGAUGACAUGAUUACUGUUUCAGCUUCUGUAAUAUUCUGUAAUUUUACAGAAACACAAUUUCUGUGUUUUAGUUAUUAUCUGAUCCCUAGCUCUUGUUUGUGGGGAAAAAGCACCUUUUUAAAAGUUUCCCCUGAACAGCUAGUCAUUGGGAUAUCCAUUGAUAUUCUGAGACUCAGACCUUCCCAGAGCAAGAAUUUUUUUUUAAUGGUGAGAAUGGCUGACUGUCCUCUUGCUAAACAGGAGUUCUCUCUAGGGCAUGAGGAACAUGUUUCCAGUAAUGGAUUCAGCAGGCACCUUAGCCUUGCUUCAACACUUAGGCCUAGGUUCAGGAACAGAUUUAACUUAAAGCACAUGAGCAGUGCUACUGACUGGCCUUGUUCAUGUGCCUUGUGUCCUUUGCUGAGCCUAUCCUGUUAGCACAUGCAGAAGUUCUGUUUUAGCUCGUUGUGCUCAUCUACCAGAAGAGUAGUUCACUGGUUAGAUGUUUUUCUGGAAUUCCCCCAGAAUCUUUUAAGACAUAUGAAAAGUGACAGAAACUGAAACACACUACCUAGCACCAUUAGGUAAUGCAAUUUUUAUGUAUAGACCUCCACAUACAUUUGGGAUCGUUGACAACUUCAAUUUAAUACAUAAAAUGCUAAUUUCUUAGCAUUAUCCUCACUGUAUCCUGCCCUGGCAUUAAAGAAGAGCUAAUCUGUGGCUCUGCCAAAGUGCCUUUUUCAUACUGUAUUAUAUUUUUAAAUGUAAAAUACUGUUUUAAAGGGAGAGAGGAGAGAAGUAGAAGGCAUACCUCACUUCUCAUAGCAUACCCACAAGGACUCAGUUUGAGACUGCCCUAAAGCAUCCCCACAAAGGAGCUAGGAGAUUAAUAUACACUGCGCUUUACAGAAAUAGUAGGCCCAAUCCUUCACCAUAUGAAUAAGGAACAUAUGCUGUAUUAACACCACUGAAAACCACUAUUGCAGUAGCCAUUAAGUCACAAUCUGACCAGGAACAACUGAAGUUAUGGGUUCAGUCCAGCCAUGGUGUCUUACUGGUGAGUUCAGCGGGAAUUGGGGCCGAAAGGCAAGGGUGGAAGUAUUUGCAUUUAGGUCCAUAUAAAUGGUUGCAGUUUCUUGCUGUACUGGUUCAUAUGCCACAGCAAGGGUAUUUACUAUGUGAUUCUCUCUCUUAACCCUGCCAAAAAGGAGUCUUGGAGAACCCUACUGCUACUGUGGCAUUAGCAAACUGAGGCAUAACCUGGAUUCUGUGACA
This is a messenger RNA of Gavialis gangeticus (Gharial), 9550 nucleotides long. RefSeq names its product ATP binding cassette subfamily A member 1 (gene ABCA1). Gene Ontology annotation, molecular function: lipid carrier activity; ATP hydrolysis activity; ABC-type transporter activity. NCBI's taxonomy places the organism in Eukaryota, Metazoa, Chordata, Crocodylia, Gavialidae. The record is from RefSeq and is a predicted model, not a curated record. The transcript has 50 exons. The coding region runs from base 178 to 6960 and encodes 2260 amino acids. Gene Ontology annotation, biological process: transmembrane transport; lipid transport. Gene Ontology annotation, cellular component: membrane; intracellular membrane-bounded organelle.